Rosa rugosa (rugosa rose) is the source of this 1488-nucleotide messenger RNA. RefSeq lists its product as uncharacterized. Bases 1 to 1488 code for a protein of 495 amino acids. The transcript is spliced from 3 exons. Lineage: Eukaryota; Viridiplantae; Streptophyta; Magnoliopsida; Rosales; Rosaceae. The record is from RefSeq and is a predicted model, not a curated record.
AUGGAUCAAAAUGCUCUCUUUGACUUGAAGUUCAGGGGACCCAAGUUCACUUGGGAAAACAAGAGAGAAGAUUCGGGUGAAGUUGUUCGUGAAAGAUUAGACAGAGUUAUUGGAAACGCCGUGUGGUUGAGCUCCUGGCCUGAUUCCAUCACUCACCACGAGCCAAGAAUUGGCUCGGAUCAUUGUCCACUAGUCCUAUAUACUCACCCUCGAGUGAAAAUAGGUCCUAAACUCUUCAGGUUCGAAGCAACUUGGGCUGAUGACCCAGAGUGUGAGGAGAUAAUCAAUACGAACUGGUCUUCUAAUCCCAACACUAAUCCCUUCAGUUUAUGGGGCUCGAAUUUGUUAGCCUGUAAGAGGAGCCUAUUGCAGUGGAGCAAGAGAAAAUACCCAAACAAUAGAGCCGUGAUCAAUGCUCUGAAUUGGGAAUUGGGUGAGAUACAAUCCGGGGAGUUUUCUCCUGUGGCAAGAACUAGAGAGAAGGAGAUUGUGGCUGAACUGGAGACUACUUGGAAACUGGAAGAGAGCUUCUGGAGGCAGAGUUCGAGGAUUAACUGGCUUUUGGAAGGAGAUCGGAACACAAGGUUCUUUCACUUAUCCACCCUUCACAGAAGACAGAGAAACAGGAUAAAUAGUAUGUGUAUUGAGUCUGAUAUUUGGAUUUCGGAGGAAGGUCAGAUCCGUGAGGCUUUCACUAGUUUCUUUGGAAAUCUUUACUCUUCUUCUGGCCCAAGGAAUUGGGGAAAUACUCUUAACAGUGUCGUCCCACAGAUUUCCUCUGAACAAAACUCAAAGCUUACUAGACCCUUCUUAUUAGAAGAGAUUCAUACUGCUACUAAACAACUUGAACACCAAAAUGCCUUCAUCCCAGGCAGACAGAUUCAAGACAAUCUCAUCCUUGCUUAUGAAGCUUAUCACUACUUGAAGCUGAAGAACUCAAAAUCUGAUCAUGAGCUUGCCUUGAAAUUGGAUAUGAAUAAAGCCUACGAUCGGGUUGAAUGGGACUUCUUGGAGGCACCACUACUGAAGUUUGGUUUUGAUUCUAAAUGGGCCACCACGGCAAAUUGCCAAACCCUGUGCUCAAUCAUUGAUACCUAUUGUGUAGCCUUGGGACAGUCGGUCAACUAUGAAAAAUCCUCUAUCUUCUUCUCUGCCAACACUCCUCCGAAAGCACAAUAUGAAAUUGCUGUUGUGCUCAACAUCGCUAUUUCGAAUGAGCCUGGUACAUACCUUGGUCUUCCAACCCACUGGGGAAAUUCCAAAAAGAAGGCGCUGACCUAUAUCAGGGAUAGGAUCAAGCAGAAAUUGGAUGGAUGGAACGCAAACGUCUUAUCCCAAGUUGGCAGGGAAAUCUUAAUAAAAGCAGUGGCAAUGGUUGUAAUAAAUUCUGAUAUCGCUAAUUUUUGGUGGGGAUCAAAUGGUAACAAAGGAACAAUUCACUGGAAGGCAUGGGAUUCUCUGUGCAAAAGUAAGUCGGAGGGGGUAUAG